Molecule: messenger RNA, 507 nt
Organism: Pelodiscus sinensis (Chinese soft-shelled turtle)
Lineage: Eukaryota; Metazoa; Chordata; Testudines; Trionychidae
Source: RefSeq, a predicted model, not a curated record
CUGGCCGGCAGAGCCCUGGGCAGCUGGUGACCCUUUUCCAGGUGAAACCUGCAGGAUCCUCCUGCUGGGGUCUGGGCCAUGGCCGCGCUCUCUCUCUUCCUCGACGUCCCGCUCACCACGGAAGUCAACUGGCUCCUGGAUGCCUACCAGCAGGAUCCCUCCCCCCACAAGGUGUACCUGGACCACCGGGACUGCCAGACGGAGACCGGCAAAGCGUGGGACUACCCGCCGGUGAGCCAGACCCUGCUGCAGAUCUCCACCGACCCCACCCUGGAUCACGAGGACCUCCCGGAGCUCGGCUUCUCCGCAUUCACCAGAGCAGCCACGGAGCUGGCGCUUGGCCGGGAGAGCCGGGCUCUCGUUGAGAACAGGAUUCCUACAAACCCAGUUUUGCCUGGAAAAUCUCACUCCAACGUGGAGGAACAAGAACACUGAAAACCACUGAGCAGACCUUGUGGCCCCAGAGGCUCUCGUGUGCCGAGGCCUCCUCACCAUGGAGGCACCGAG